Varroa destructor (honeybee mite) is the source of this 6366-nucleotide messenger RNA. RefSeq lists its product as uncharacterized. The record is from RefSeq and is a predicted model, not a curated record. NCBI's taxonomy places the organism in Eukaryota, Metazoa, Arthropoda, Arachnida, Mesostigmata, Varroidae. Gene Ontology annotation, cellular component: endoplasmic reticulum membrane; endoplasmic reticulum exit site. Gene Ontology annotation, biological process: vesicle cargo loading; endoplasmic reticulum to Golgi vesicle-mediated transport; protein secretion.
CGCACUUCUUAUGUGGUAGAUGUACCCGAGGCUUAAGUCAGCAAAUCCUAUUUUUUUUUUAAUAUUUUAUGCAGUUAUUUAUGCAAUUAAUAUUGCAGUCACGAUCGAAAUAUCUUUCAGGCUGGUGCAACAAGAUAUCGGGCCAAUGACUCCAAUGGUCGACAGUCGUAACUCUACCAUUUUGCUGUCCCUACGCUACAUUAAAAACAACCAAACACUUUCGUGUCUUGUUGACGUGUCCCUGGCUGUGCGCCGACGAGGUGCAGAGCGAAAUGUUACGAUGGCCCAUCCGGUAGUGAAAUUUGCUGAAAUUCUAGCACUUAUUUUCCUUUUUGCUAGCGUCCUAUCUAUCAUUUGGGCGAAGGAUUUGCCGAAGACAGUGAAAUGCCUGGAUAAACUUUGUGAAGGUUCUCAGGGCGAGACCAUUGCUCCACAUGCAGUGCCAAGCGACCACGAUCUGAAGUUAAGUUUUGAAGAAAGCGAUCACCUACAAAUUCUUGGCAACGCUGAUAAGUAUUAUCUUGCAAAAGAUUUGAAAACAGGAAAGGUCGGCCUCGUGUCAAAGACGUUCGUCAAAAAAUUUGACGAAAGCCCACAUGCCACUAUCGAGGUCGAUCUAUCUUCGCUAUUGGCAGAGCGGCAAAACGUGGCAUCAGCUCUCCAACCCUCCCCGACCAGCGAUAGACUAUGCGUUGUAGAUGGAACCACUUUAGACGGCGACGUAUGCAAGGACCCGGUGAGCACCCAGUAUACGGUUACGGUAAGACCAAAUGCGCGUGUCGCGGAAAACGACGAUGGUUUAAAGGAAGAUGAAAGGCCUCAUGAGGCGUCGUCGUCGUUUAAACCAACUCCCGGCAUAGAGGACCUACCGGCUAGUAGUGCGCCAUCAGCGGAAAGCAACAGCUUCAGUCGAAAUAUUUUUCAAAAGGUGUAUCAGGAAUUUAUCGCCCCGUUCGGGCAGGAGAUAGAGCUUUCAGAAGUGGACUGUGGCGCGGAGUGUUUACUCAACACGGGUGCAAUCGCGCAGGACCUCGAUGGCAAGAGUGCUGGGUCCGCACCGAAGACUUCAUAUAAUUUGCCUAGUAAUGCUGUACAAACUAAGGCCACUGGUACAACCAGCAAAGGUAUUUCCGUCGAUGAGACUCGGAUUGCCAAUCGGCUAGAAACCAACAUUUCCAGUUACAACAUAGUAAAUGACGAAGUGAACGUCAACGCAUCGAUUGCUGCAGCUGCUGCUUCAGUUAGCCCAGAGACAGAGAAUUCCGACGAAGGAAAAUCCCCGAAGCUUUCCACCGGCGGUGAAGGCUCGGAAAACUUUGCCAGCGAUCAGGCGAUCAGACCCGAAGCGAAAAAAGUCGAGAAAACGGCUGAUACCGAUAACAGUUCUGUGACAGCGGACCAGCCUCUUAAACCUGACUUCAAUGGAGAAAAAGCUGAGAAUCCAGCGCAGAAUGUAGUGACUGGCCCUUUGCUGGCGACAGCACCGGAGAAACUCAUCCCUCAAACCCAAGAUAUAUCUGCAGUGAUGCCGGAUCCUGAUGCUUCUGUUGAAAAUGCAAAGCCGGGUAGUAAACGUAAUGCUGCCACUGAAGGGGUAGUGUGGUCAGACAGUAACGUCUUAUCACAGCCUGGCAAUAGUCAAACAGGUUUUUCUGAAGAAGUCUUGACUCCGCAACUUGAAAAAAACUCAGACGGUUCAAAUAUAAGCAUUGCUGACCCGGCUGAGCAUACUGUUCAAAGCGCUGGAGAUGGCGAUCGACAGGGUGCCAAAACAGUGAGCGCUAAGGUAGAUAUAGCUGAGGCCAUCAUUGAAGCCUUCCCGAGUGCAGAUGAAGCUCAAAGGAAGCCUAGUGAACCACUACUGACUAGCAAGGAUCCUGAUCUAGCUUUUAGCAACCAGGCGGCAGUAGAAACCCAACAUCAAAUAAAGGUGGCCUCUAGUUCUCCGCGUGAAAUUACUCAGUCUCAAAAGACACCGAAACUUGAACCCGUCGUGAAUGUUAAAGGAUCGGCACCAAACAAACUUCAACCAAAGGUCGUGGUUGGACAGACGCAUAUAAAUCCGACGAAAGUGAAUAAUUUUAAACCCCCUCGUACGCGGACUACACAUGGUCAUUUUCACCGAAGUCACUUGCAUUCUCACGGAGGUCAUGAGCAUUUUCACAGUGGACUUGGUCAUUCUCAUAAUGGCCAUGAACACUCUUAUGAUACACAUGGACACGGAAAUUCGCACGAAGUGGGAAACGAGCAUUCACCUCCAAGGCAAAGCGAGACUUUACUAUUACAGGAUCCAUUCAAAGGACAUUCGUAUAUUGAGGAGAAGCCAGACACGUUCCCAGCACUUACAGAAACCAAAACAUAUAGUAAGGUAGUUCAACCAGGGAUAGUUGGUGAGACCCCUUCUGAAAGUAACAUCCACCCUGACUCUGGCAGUGGCUUAGCCGUCAACGCCGUAGCAAACGACAAGCCCGCUCCGGUUAGUGACAACGGACAACGUCAACAGAACCCUGUGGGGGAACCCUCGGAGUAUACCGUGAACACUUUGGAGCAGACUUGUGAACGUAAGGAUGGCGUUAGUUGCGACGGAGGGCCUGCGGUACCGUUGGGACAGGAGAAACAUGUCAAGCUUCAGUCAGCAGAAGAUGAAGCCACGAAGUCGGCUAGGGCUAAGAAAAGAAGGCGACAAGAUGACACAUUAGACUCGGCGAUUCGAGAGUAUGUGGGACUUGUGUUGUCGGUGAUUCCAGAUCCAUUGCACAGAUUACUUUGGGACCUUGAGGAGCAAGGUGUGUCAACCCACGUCGUCGUAUUGACGUUCCUGUGUGGUCUGGUUGGUUCUUUUCUAUUAAUUUUCUUUAACUGCAUCUCGAUGAACUCUAAAGAAGGUACCCUUUCCGACUACAUAGCCCGAUUGGAGCAACAGUUGUUUGCACUCAAAAAGGAACGUGAGAUCCUGCUCGAGACCAAGGACACUGGCCAUGGCCUCGUUGUCGGGACCACUGGCGGAGAUCAGGCGUUACCUAACGAGCUGAUCGAGCACCAUGAGAGGGAGCUUGAAAUGAUACUAGCUCGAGCCAAUAACGUUGAGCAGGAAGUUCAACAGCUGCAAGAGCAAAUCGAACAAGUUAAGGCCGAGCGAGACGCAUACAGUGAUGACGUUAAUGAAAAGUUACAGGAGUAUGAGAAGGAACUCUCCGAACUGCGUUUUGACGUCGAAACGAGCCGAAGAGAAGUUGAGCGUAAGGAUAGGGAGCUUCAGGUUAAAAAUGGUACCCUCAGCGAGUUGCAAGCCAGCAACGCUGAGCUCCUCGAGGAAGCAAAGAUAUGGGAUGAGAGGGUGAAUGAAUUGACAUCUCGCGAAGAAAUUAAUUUGGCAGAAAUGUCCAAAUUACAACAGUUGCUGGAGGAGAAAUGCGCCGAGGUAGAAGCUCUUGAGGAAAGCCUUAAGAGUAUGAAUAUCUUUGAGAAAGCACAGGAAGCUUUCAGUGAUGGUGACGAAAAGGAAAUUAUGAAACGCUUAGUCGAUGUGCAGAGGGCACAAAAACAAAGUGAGGAGCUAAUGUCGAUGAACACUACUCUUCAGAGCGAACUCACCGAAGCAAAAAAGCAGUGUGAUCGAUGGCGAACUGAGGUGGACCAACUGAAGGAAUGUUUGCAACAGGCUGAAAAAGAUAAACGGGAUUCUGAGCAGAAACUAACAGUACUUACUGAGUAUUUCAAGGAUAAGGAACUCAAACUGCAGCGAGAUGUGGUCAUGCACGAAACUUUGCGCCAACAGAAAGAAAGUGACGCUCUUACUGUCUCCGAACAGCUGGAUCUUUACCGCGAGCAGACCGCCAAUCUGCAAGCGGAGGUGGCAUCGAUGAAAGAAGAAAUUGAAGUGUCUGAGAGAAGAUACAAGCGCCAUUUGAUGGAACAAGAGAAAAAAACGCAUGAAAACUGGAUGGCAUUCAAAAACGCGAACAAGACCAUUGAAGACUUAAAUGCUGAGACGCAGGUUUUGCGUCAGCAAAUUAUCGCAGCAGAGGCAGCUCAACGAACUUUAACUCAGGCCGCAGCUUUGCCCCAGGACCGCCCUCGGCCACCGCCCCCGCUUCCUUUGCCAAAAGGAGCUCAGAUUCCACUUCUGCCAUUACCGCUGCUUAACGGCCUCAAAGCAAGCGAAAUGCCGUCACCCCCUUCGGCUCGCUAUACGAACGGGGCAAGAUGUACACCUCCUGUAGGGGUGGUCCCUCUUCCGACAGUACUGUACCAGACGAAAUCCAGCUCGUCGCGGCAUAGUUCAGAGAGAAAAGACCAUCAGAGUCAUCGACGUCGCGAAGACGACCACGAAGAAGGUCGAAGUGAGCGGAAGUCGAGGGGCGACAAGGCCAUUGACCGGAGCGAGCCGCACCGCGAUCGCAACCGCAAUCGCGAAACAGCUGAAAGGAGACGAGAACGAAAAGAGCAGCAAAUGCUUCUUGAAAGGGAGAAAGCUUCGCCAGCUAAUUCAGCGAGCAUCACGAGUGGCGAACAGCAGCAACAGUCGCGACGAGGGGCAAACAAGGCGUCCGAACUCGACCGUGAUCCAUCGACUCCUUCUGUUGUCGGUAUUGCCGACAGCAGUGGAAUAUGCGGUGGCAGUACUGUUAAGGAGAACGGUAGCGCCAGCAAUGGACGAUCAGUACACUCUGGGGGCUCGAAGGGAGGAGUCAUCAGUCCGGAACUUCGGAGAACAUUCGCACACAGGCGGAGUGACAGAACUGACCGCGGCCGCGCUGAUUGUUAUGAUCGGAAUGAGCGUAAUCAAGGUGACCUGGGAGAUCGGCCCAAUCGAGACUACGGGGAAAGAUCCCCACGAGACAACCCCCGACGGUAGAGAUUACUCCAUGCUGGAGACUACGGCCGGCAUUAACUGCUCAAAGAAACGACUAUAAACGUGGUAAAAACAAAAGGACGCAAAGAAAUCGUUAGAAAUCUUGGAAGAAGUCCAAGGAUGAUGCUUUGCAUGGCAACUUCAUAGAACACGAAGACUGACAAACAGAAUAUGACAAAUGACCGCAAGAAGGAAACUUAGGACUAUUGUCCACCUCGGACUGUUUUGUCGAUCGAGUGUCUAUUGAAAAUUACAGUGAACUGAAGCUAGGCGGAACGUAAAAAACUGAACCCGUUCCUAUCGAAUGCAAAUCUGUCGUUAAAUAUAAAAAAAAAAAGAUGCCAUCCUGUAAAUGUAAACGGGAAGUGCGCAAGAUGACAAAAUAGACAAAAAAAAAAGCUCUAUGUGGACAUGCUUAGAAUGGCCGUGAUAAUCGACCGCAGAAUCGAAGGAAGGACCCUUCGGCAUCGACGGUUGUCCGAUGAGUCGUCAUCGGAAUUCGCUUCCCCAUACAGUUUCAAAUAUUAAGAAGACGUGCUGUACAACGAUGCUAACUAGACAUAAAUGCGCACAUAGGUUCUCAUGAGUCCCCUAAUGUGAACGCUAAUGGAAGCACCAUAGAGGCGUUGUUUACAAGUAAGAGUGUAGAGCGCCUUGCUGAGUGCAUUUAAUACCAUCGUAAAACAGUACUUUCAUCGAAAGUGACCAUUUGAUUCUUUGCUGUAUUAUAUGCUUAGAUAAUGACAUAGCGAAAAACUAGGAAAACGAAAGAUUCUUAACAGCGUUAGCCCGUGGGUAUACCUUGAAGCGCGAGCAAAGAUUAGGUGAUUUACCUUAUUUUAGUUACAGAAGAAUAUUACGUUCACACUAUCAAGUGUCUCUUAAAUAGUCAUAAUCCGUUGUAGUGGGUCUUUUACAACGUUCCGUAUAUUUUGCAUAAAAUGUGUAAUUUUUUUCACCUUGAGUUCCGUUCCUUUCGAUUCUUCUGCGAUUUUUUUUUCAGAAAGGAUUCGAGACCUUUUGUUAUUUGCAAAAGUACAUGAUACGAAGCUAAUGGCGUUGAAGAACAAAAUAUAUUUACUAGGUUACCUUGUUAUAAAGACUAAAUAAAUAGCUAUUAAGUGAGCUAGCUCUGUUAUUAGUAAAGCUCGUCUUCCUCUAUUCUAUACCUCGUCUCGGAUACUAACAUGUUAGUGAAGAAACUGCGUUUUGGGGCAAUAGUUUUUUUUACUUUUUUUAAUCAUUCCAGCGCUGCUGGAAACUCGCUGUUAACAGAAUGAUAAAGUAUGUAAAUUAAAGUGGCAAUGAGUUUUGCAAUAUAUAAAGCGAGGUGACGGUGGCAAUGAGAUGCAAAUUACAAAUAUUUAUAUACACAAGGAGCACGACAGACGUACUCCGCGGCGACGAUUUUAUAGUAUAGGGGAUACGUAGCGAAAAAUUUUCAGAGGAGUGAGACUGGAAAUUAAGAACAGUAAAUGUAAAAUAAAUCAGUGUAUUUUUUGUUGAAGAAA